This is a messenger RNA of Spodoptera littoralis (African cotton leafworm), 3345 nucleotides long. Lineage: Eukaryota; Metazoa; Arthropoda; Insecta; Lepidoptera; Noctuidae. The record is from the annotation of a GenBank genome assembly.
AUGAAUGAUACACAUCAUUCCAUAAGUUUUUCAUUGAUAAGUGGAGAACUAUGUAAUUUACUUUAUUUAAAAGAAUAUAAUAAAGAAGUUGUAAAUAAACUUAUAGACGACCUGAAUGCAAAACCUUAUAAAGCAGAGAUUUUUGUGAGAAAACAUGAUGCUGCGACUGUAAUAACAGCGCUUUGCUUAAAUGUGAAGCCAGUCGAUGAAUUUUUAGCUGCCAAAACAUCUCAUUUAAUAAAUAGUUUAAUAACAAAACAAAAUCUAGAAUUUGAAGCUGAUUAUCUCUGGAAAGUGAUGUCCUGGCAUAUAGAGUGCUUGAGACAUUGCACUGACAUUGUGUUGCCGGAUAUCCUUCAUAGUUUGCAAUGUAUCAUAGAACUCAAUCCUCAAGCAACUCAUAAGUUCACUGAAGACCUGAUUGGCUUCCAAGGAGUUUUGAUCAGAUUCAUAGACCUCUCCAGACAUGUUCCAAAAUCUCAAGAUAGUUUACAAAUACAUUUAAUGGCUCUGAAAUGUAUCUCAAGUGUUUUGAGUACUGUAGAUGAUAUAUACAAAACUGAGACUGAAAAAAAUAUAUCUUUGAAAAUAAAAGAACAAAUAUCAUCUAUGGUUGUUAAGUUUUUAAUGGCUGGAUAUUCUAAGACGCAAGAUGAAUACUUAUAUUGUAAGAUACUAAUAGUAGCCUUAAGAGUAUUAUCUCAGAUAUACUUCAAUGCACCAAAUAUAAGUAUACAGCUGCCAGAGGUGAUGGGAAUCUGUAGGUACUGCAUAAUCUACGGGCUGGUAGUUCAAAACAACCGGCCUGAGAAGAUCAUGCCUGCUCAGCAGACCAUUGCCAUGGCACCUGUCGUGCCUAAACCUAAUUCUAAAGGUGGAAAGAAACAAAAAAUAAGGAAGCAAAGAAACAAUGCAAUAGAAAGUUUGAAGAAAGAGAUUCCAGUAUCGGACCGCAGUCUUAUGAAGGAUGUUGACAACUUUGAAAAUAAUUCAGCAUACAAGCCUGCCACCCUGCUUUAUUUGGAGCCACAGAAAGCAAAGACUUACUGGGCACUGACCAGUGACUCUGAAAUGUCAGAUGUUGAGAAUAGUAAAGAAGUUAAACUGAUUGCCUUGAAGUCUAGAGUGAGACAGAGUGCUUCUAAUCUCCUAUUGGUUUUGGUUAAAGUAACAGAAAAACGAGAAAUAUUUGGUUACUGGUGGGCCCUACUACCUGACUCUCCGGAUGCUGCUAACUGGUCUGCAGGGGAAGCCGCUAAGAAGACGUUAGCAUACUGCGCCGUCACUGACCCCAUUGCCAAUAGUCGAGCGAGUAUACUCAGUGUUAUUUUGGCCCUCCUUUCUCGAUCUAGAGUGUAUUUGUUUCAAGCUGAAACUAGCAAAAAAGGAAGUUCAUCCUUCAUUCCGUUUUCUGAGUCUCUGGGCUAUAUGAUAGUUUGUUUGCACAAGGUUCUAACCACUAUCUUAGAGAAUGAAAGAAAUCGCGCCGCGACCAUUGUCGCUCUGAAGUGCUGUGCAGCCCUUGUGCAGGCGACACCCUACCAUAAAAUGAAGGAAGGCCUUAUUACCCAGCUUGUUUUGGCUACGAGGAAAUUUUUAGUGCAUAAAGAUACAACUUUACAAGUAGGUGCCUUAAUAACAAUGGGCUGUGUUCUAUCCGUGGAUCCAAAAGUCGAUGAAGUAUUAAAAGCAAUAGGGAAAGAUACAGUGCCUUCUAAAAUAUCUACUUCAAUGAGUUCUACUAAAAUUACAUUUACUCCGCAUAAAGUUGAUGCAGAAGAAUGUGAUGACUUUGAAGAAGGGUAUUCCGAUGAUGAAAUGUUUACUGCUGAGCCAGUUAUUGAGAGUGGGGAUGAUGUAGAAGGGCAUUACUUUAGAAGUUGGAUACUCGAUAUUUGCUGCAAGAAUAUGGGCUGGGUGGUUAGAGGGAAAGAUAAUGUGAGAAUCAAACCGUCACUCAUCCCCGUGAUACUGGAGUCGUUACAAGUGCUAUCAGCGGCAGCGUUCCACUAUUUAGAAGAACUACUGGACAGACACAUCACGCUGCUUGGCGACAUCCUCAGCGACCUGCUGCAGCAUGAGCACCAGGACGUGGUGGUACAGACUGCUAAAGCUAUCAGUAUUAUCGGGGAUGGAAUACAGAAACUAGAACUAGCUAACAAGCCACCUCCUCUAAGUCAUUGUGUCUACAUGUGGGAGAAGCUAGUGACACCGCUAUCUACAGUACUUCAGUGCCACGACAUGAGCCCGGCUAAAGCAGUAGUAUGCGACUGUAUCGCCAAUAUUGGGGAGAGAACCUUCAAAGAGUUACCUCAUCACCUUCAAGUGUUAUGCUGCACGCUUCUGAUUGGUUCGUGCAGUGACGAGGAGCCGACGGUUCGCGCGGCCGCCGUGCGAGCGUUGGCCAUGCUCGUCAUGUACAGAACUCUUCGAGAAGACAUUUGCUUCGUGAGUGACUGCGGUGAGAAUGUACUGCGUGCACUGGCGGAGCCGACCAUGGUUGUAAGGAUCAAGGGAGCUUGGGCGCUGGGUAAUCUUUGCGAUGCUCUCGUUUUAAACUUGGAGGAUCCGGAAUGUGACGACAUAGACGACAACCUCCUUAUUCGCCUACUCGACGCCAGCAUACAAUGCGCAACGGACAACGAUAAGAUAAAAAUGAGUGCGACACGUGGCCUUGGAAAUCUACUGCGUUUGGUAAAUAACGAGAAUCUAGUCAGGAAUACGAGAUUAAAGACCCUAUGUGAGACAGCAAUAGGGAAGCUAAUGGAUUGCGCGUGUAAAGUGAACAAUAUGAAGGUGCGAUGGAACGCGUGCUACGCUAUAGGGAAUGCUAUGAAGAACGAACAGCUGUUCACUUGUUUCAGCGGGUGGCAGAACCAAGUAUUCUCCAGUCUAUGUUCUUUGACGAAGGAGUGUAAGAACCUAAAAGUGCGUAUAAACGCUGCGGCGGCACUACGCGCACCGAGUGCGCGUGCGCACUACGCCGACCACUACGCACUCAUGUGGCGGGACGUAUUAGCUGCCAUGGAGAACGCCGCUGACGUAGAUGACUUCAAUGAAUACAAACACAAAGAUAAUUUAAUUGAACAGUUAUGCGUAACUCUAGCCCACCUAUGCUGCCUACUAACACAAGCUGACUUGGCAGACAUAUUGGAUCCUCUAGUUUUCCACUACGACAGCGCUAAGGCCACGUUUACACAAGCCUGUCAUAAGCUACCUCCAGACAACGCAUCCUGUUUGAAAAUACUUCAAGCGGCGAAGUACGUAACUGUUGACCUAACUGCCUCUAAUGACACUCAGCAACCCUUAAGUAUGUUACAGAACAUUUUUAUAUGGGACAUGUAA